AUGUGCAUCGGAUUUGCAGUUGAUUUAUCCGCUCACAUCGCCUACGCUUAUUCACAAGCAUACGGAACAGCUCACGAGCGCGCAGUUUAUGCAUUGGAAACUCUUGGAUGGCCUGUAUUUUUGGGUGCUUCGUCGACGAUCUUGGGAAUAAUGGUUCUCACGCUGGUGGACUCCUAUAUUGUGCUGAUCUUCUUCAAAACAGUUUUUCUGGUUAUUUCGUUUUCGAUGCUGCACGGCCUACUCUUCCUCCCAGUGCUACUCAUACUGAUUAUUCCAGAGACCAGAGUAAGUUUCAGAGCCCAGCCUGAGUUUAUUUUCUGA
Molecule: messenger RNA, 321 nt
Organism: Cooperia oncophora
Lineage: Eukaryota; Metazoa; Nematoda; Chromadorea; Rhabditida; Trichostrongylidae
Source: the annotation of a GenBank genome assembly